AUGAUUGACAUGUUUGAAACAUUUUGCAUUCGCACACAUGAGGCAUAUACAGUCGAUAUUCCUUUUUCCAAUAUUAUGGGAGGCAGAUUUAAUUUGGAUUUUGCUCUUUCAUACGCUCACUCGAAGAGUGGUGAUUGCACUAAUUGCCAACUAGGACAAAUCCCAAUGUAUCACAUGCAUUACCAGAGAACUAAUUGUGUGGACUUGCAGUAUUCCAUAAGAUUGUAUUAUCAGAAACGAGUGGAUUAUCUAGUUCACAAACUAAUGUCAUGUUUCGAUAGAAACGAGUUGCAAGCCAAUGCAACCUUAAUUUGUUCUGCACUUUCUCAAUAUCCAUCACCAGAGGAAAUUUCACACCUAUUACGAGACUCAUCAGACUAUCAGGAAAUUUUUCCUUUCGAUGAUCCGUCUUAUGCUCAACAACGAUCAACAGUAUUUGUGGAAUUGAAGAAAAAGAUUUGGAACGCGUACAGAGGUACAUUUAAGACUGAAUCAUCACUUGUGAGAGCCAUUGAUAAGUGCAUUCGAAGAUAUAUUCAUUUAUUUGUGGUCGCUCAACCUCACAUGACUCGUCACAAUUCCUACAUUUUCAUGUCUCUUGAGCGAGUAAUUUACAAAAAUUGUGCAUCUUUUAUAUACUGCAUCAAUUUAACACUUUUACCACAUGUUUGUUCAUUGGUCAAGUAUCGAAUGGAACGAUGUCUUUUGGCAUCAAAGACAAAUUCACAACAUCCAUGCAUGACUGAUUCUUUUGAAAAGAUUCAGCAACAAUUCGAUCAUAUUUUUAAUCAACUCAAUUUCCUCAAUGAACCAUUGUUGCUACCCUAG
Molecule: messenger RNA, 828 nt
Organism: Naegleria lovaniensis
Lineage: Eukaryota; Heterolobosea; Eutetramitea; Acrasida; Naegleriidae
Exons: 2
Coding region: 1-828 (275 amino acids)
Source: RefSeq, a predicted model, not a curated record